CUUUUUUGUGGGAUAAACGAAGAUGUAAGUUUCUUGCUGUGUAAUUUGUUGUGAAGAACAGCCUUUCCAUUUGCGUUAUCAUGAGAUCAGAAGUUAGUCUCAUCUCAUGAGCUGCUUAACAUACUGCACGAGAUGGUUGGAAAUUUGCCUAUCACACUCUCUGUUGCUGUCAUUUGCAUCUGCGCAGCCAGACUAAAAAUAAUUCAAACACUGCAUGCUUUCAGCCUAAGAGACUGCUGUUUGUUUGGUUAGACCAGCAAGGAGGAGAGUCUGAAAAGCAACAGCAGACGGGAAAGGAGAAGAAUCAGCGAGACAUAAUAGGGAGGAAGGCAUCAGGAGGAGGAAGGCAUUCAGGCACUGCAUGUGUUGUUUCGAACUGUGAAGUAGGAGGAGAAGCUCAGCAGGCGGGAGGAGGAGGAAGGGGUACUUCCUCUUUAGUCUGAGUAGAGCUGCUGAGGUAUCCCAGCAGCCCCAGGCUGUGGCGACAGGAAACCUUCGUAUAAAAAGCUGCAUCGCAGGGGGAACCCUCCUGAGUACCUCUUAGACACAGCAUGACCAGGACCAAGAGCCUGAGAGUGUGGACCUAACAAAACAAUGCCCAGCAUAAAAGCCAAACCACCCAGCACUCAUCACUUCAUCAUGGACCGAGAUGACAGGAACAGAAACAACACGCUUGGAAAGAACUUUAUGUGUCGACUCCAGUGCAUGUUCUCACAGACGCCUCAAUGCUCAGAGAGCGGGCUAAGUUUAGAAGACACCCAACAAUGGUCACAGUCUCUGGAAAGGCUUCUUGAAUCUAAAUAUGGACUGGCCACCUUUCGUAACUUCCUCAAAUCAGAAUAUAGUGAUGAGAAUAUUGAAUUUUGGCUCACUUGUGAGGACUACAAGAAGAUUAAGUCUUCAUUUAAAUUGUCCUCGAGAGCUAAGAAGAUAUAUGAGCAGUUCAUCAAAGCAGAAUCACCUAAAGAGAUCAACAUUGACUAUCACACUCGAGAGCAGAUCAAAAGAAACGUCAAGACUCCCACCAUGCACUGCUUUGACGAAGCUCAGAAGAUAGUUUACGGGCUGAUGGAAAGAGACUCGUACCCGCGGUUCCUCCGCUCGGACAUUUAUAGAACACUCCUGGAAAGCCUCGCUACUGACGCCACAACGGGAUGAAAGCACGGUCAGGAGGAGAGAGGAAGGAGAAGAAAACCCAUAACUGGAAUCUUUGAGGCUCCUUCAGGCGGAGGAACUGAAAACGAAAAGGAAGGAGGGUCAUCCAGUGUGGAACUAGGACACAAUCAGCGGCCCGCGCACAUCGGCGAUGCCACUCCUGCUCUACACUAAUAAAGGAGCGGAUCCCUACAUUUAGCACCACACACCUGAAGACUUUUUCUGAAGCAAAUUUUCCCAAUAAUGACCCCGUAGACCCCGUUGUCACAGGAUGAAGACUGUACAGGACAACUGGACGCCUUUCGCGGUGAACGAAUUAGUAAGGUGACGGACUUCUGCAACAGUAAAGCUGCAACAUAUGCAAAGAAUGCACUAGUUGCCUUCUGGCCUUCUUUGGAGAGGUGUUUCCUGUGCAGAUAGAAGAUAAAAGAUACAACAGUCACAACUGCUUAACUCCCACUCUCUCACUUGUGUGUGUUAGAGAGGGGAAAAAAAGAGACACAAAGUGAAAUAAAAAAAGUAGAAUUUUAUGAUGGCACUUAAAUAUAAUUUACUCAGAAUAAGCUGUAGCCAAAGAGCUGGUCAAUAAAUCAGAGCACUAAGAGACAGAAAAUCCAUCGCAGGCUGAGGAUUUAAUAAUGAUCUGUCCUUAAAAUAGAGAACUAUUUUAAAGCAUCUUUAUUUCUUUAAUCUAAAUUGGGUUAGAAAUGCAUGUAUAUUUUUUAUUCAAUGGUGGCCCAUAGAGAAGUUUUUUGUCCCCUUUUUUCCCCUUUUCUUUGAACUUCUUUAGCAUUGAUUAUUGUCAGAAUAUCUUUUGCAAGUAUUGUCUUUAAACUGAUAUGUACAAAGAAAACAAAAUCAUGCACACUUUCUAAACUUCUUUGUGGAAUCUUGACAAAUAGUUGCAUAACUGAAACCAAGAACUUCCCAUUUUGAGACAGCCUACGUCACAUUUAAUUCGUCACUUGGCCAAUGGCUUGCCAAAACUCAAACCGACAUCUUACAGCACUGAAGCAUAAUGAGUUUUGCAUUUGAUAAUAGAAUUAGGACUACUAUUACACAGCAUGAAAAUGUGGUUAAACCUAUAUAUUCUGGGACUGGGCCUUAUUACUGAUUGUCAAAGCAUGAAUAAGAGUGAAUAAACGCUUGUUAGGAGUUUAAUAGUUAAAUUAACUUAAAAUUUUAACAUUGUAUUAUUUAUUGCUUACUGUUCUGUCACAAUUUGAGUGCAAAGUUUGUUGUAGAGUUGAAGUGCUUCUUUAACUGCUGGUGGAUUUAAAUGAUAUUAAAUUAUUUGAACCGCUUCAAAAAAAGAGAAGACUUUAUUUUCCUGUAUCACAUGGAUUUAAUCUCGUCAUCCUGACCUUUCUCAGUCCUAAAUAUGUUUAAAGAAGACAGCACACUUUUGGAAAAAGGCUGAUCUUAAAAGAUUGCGCCAUAAGCUCAAGUGAUGUUGGCACGUAACAGUCUGUGGUAUUGCACAAUAAUACGUCCUAGAAGCAUUAAAAAAAAGUCAGCAGUUUUUAUGAACAUGUGCUAAAUGCUUCUGAGUCUCUUUAAUUUAAAUAUUUAAUUCAUUUUAUUUAAAGUGUCACGCAUUGUUUAUGUUGGAAAUUAUGAAAAUUAUAAUAAGAAAUCGAAAGAAGUAGUGGUAGUUUAAAAAUCCAACUUCUUUCAAAUGAGCACAGAUAUUACAGUUUUUUUGUUUCCUUGUUUUUUUAAAAAUAAUGACCAAGAACAUUACCUUUUCAAUAAAUCCAACAGGGGUGGUUAGUGUUCCCCUACUGCUUUGUGGUCUGAAGUCAAUGAAAAGCAUUUUUGACACACAAGUGACAUGUGGAUUUGACAAACCGGAAGGCUUGGACUUCCAGUUUCUUGAGAAAUCAAGAGGUGAGAGAAAUGAGAUCUCCUCCAUUUUAUUUUGUGCCAUCCUUUUAUCUGCAGGCCCAAAUGUGUCUAAGUGCAACAGAGAUUUGACCUUGGGUAAACAAACUAUUGCGAGUUCACCAAACUUUGUUAUUCAGCUUGUAGUAGAAACAACAGAUUUUACUACACUUCGAGUGUUCUGAGAAUUUUCACAAUUUGUUUUCAAUCACUGUCACAGAUUUUAUGUAACUUAUAAUGUAAUACAUACGUAAGAAUUGCAAGGAAAACCAUAAAUGAUAAGACAAUGUUUAAAAAAAAACCUAAAAUUUGUUCGGUUUUGCCCCGUGUAGUGAGCUUUUCCAUUAUGUGCUCUGUUCUUCGCUAUUAUGGGCAGGACUUGAUCACUCAGCAGAUGUGGUCAACGCUCUGCUUAUGUUUGCAGCAACACUCAACAAUGGAGAAUUUCAAGGUUCUGGUUCUCAAACCCAGAUACUUAAUUUUGUCUCAUAGAAAUUCAUUGCUUGCCCAAACAUAGCAAUAUAGACUCAGAUCAGCUGAGUAUUUAUUUAUAUAAAUAUAAUUUUUAUAAUUUUUUAAAUGUCCAACCUUUUCAAUUUAGCUAGUGCAGUAAAAAGAUGUAAACAAAUAGCCACGUUGGAACUUUUUUAUUGUUUAUUUAUUUCUCUAAAACCAAAGGAAAAAUAAAAUUCACAUCACGAGCUAAUAUUAUGCAGCUCCGGUGUUUCCUACUGUCGGCUCAAAACUGCAGCCCCAUCAGCAUUGCUAAAUCAUUCAUGCUAAAAUAACUCAUAAUUGCUCCUCCAUACUGAACAGCUCUCUGAUAGCAGACAGCAUGUCCACAGUCCACAGCUAAACUCUAAUGUUGUUUGGAGUCUUCAGUGAUGUAAAUCACGAGCCAAUCAAUGAAUCCACCCGGCUGUCUAUCAAAUCACUUUGGUGCCAUACCUGGCACAGUCCUGCUAGUACUAACUCUGCAGCACCAUGAAGACCAAGAAACAUGGCAAACAGGUCUGUUAUAAAGGACAAUUAGGUUGGAAAACAAUGUUUUGCAGCUUUAAACAUCUCAGAGUGCAGCAAACGGUAGAAGGUGUGUCCUCUGGUCAGAUGACAACCAGUUAAAAAGUUAUUUUGGCCUUCAUAAAUUACGCAUCACUCCACAAUUAUAUGCCAUUUUGUGAUGUUGUAUCACGUAAACUAUAAUAAGUAAUAAAAUACAUUAAAUACAUUAAGGUGACAAAAUGUAAGAAGGUUCAAAGGUUGUGAAUCAUUUGUAGCGCACAGUAACUGCUUCUGAAGUUCCCAUAAAGAUAUGAUCAUCUCUACAAACAGAGGACAUCGAAGCACAAGAGAAAAGGUGAAGCUGACAUAUUUGAAGUUAGUCUACAGGGUAACAGCCACUCAAAACUUCUCAAUGAGGCAAUGAUGGCACAGAAAACUCACAAAAUAAGGUACAUUUGAUGAGAUCUUACAUCUCGUGUGUAAACCCGAUGCCGGAAGUUCAAGCAAUACAAAAUGUACCAGCAAAAGCACAAGACACUGAAGCUUUUUGUUAUUCUAAAGAGACUGCUGUGACAGAAUCCUAACAUUGGAAUAUUGGAAAAAGUGAUGAGACAUUACCCACUUGACUUUUUCUUUUACUUCUGAAAGAUAAAUUGCAGGAGGUAAUCAUCCUGGUGCUUGCUGAUUGCCUCAAAAAAAUGUUUGAC
Messenger RNA from Xiphophorus maculatus (southern platyfish), 4748 nucleotides. RefSeq names its product regulator of G-protein signaling 21-like. The coding region runs from base 595 to 1158 and encodes 187 amino acids. The transcript has 5 exons. Lineage: Eukaryota; Metazoa; Chordata; Actinopteri; Cyprinodontiformes; Poeciliidae. The record is from RefSeq and is a predicted model, not a curated record.